AGGACGGGCGAUUGUGCUUCUGCUUCGCCUUUGGCUCCUUGGUCUGCUGGGGCUUCACCUCGGUCGAGCUGCGAAGGCUCCGGCGGCUGAUCCGGAAGUCCGUGGGAGACUCGCUGCCACCCGAGGAGAUCGAGAAUGACAGCAUGACCUUUUCAAUGGAAGACUCUCAAAAUGAAUUGGAGGAUGGCACGCCUGUGGCUCCUGCCCCAAAGUUGAGUGGGGAUCACAUCGUGCUGAUGACUUCCUCGGGUGAUGAGGCCUUAGCGUAUAGCUAUGCCUUUGCUCAAAGCGUGAAGCUGGCGGUCUUCGAAACCAUCGUGGACGCCAGCAUCGAGAAGGCCAAGCCGAUCCCUGAGGCAUUGGCACAGUAUGGGACCUUUGACAUGGACGAGAAGCUUGUGAAAAUGCAAAUGGGCGAGAUUUUCGUGACCAAAUGCUCCUUGACACUGCAGACUGACAUGCUGGGAACGCCUGAGAUCUUGUGGGAACAUGACCGCUUUGAUGCGCAGUACGAAGCCUGCCGGAAAUACUUGGAAGUUGGCAAGAGGGUGGAGAUUCUGGACCAACGCUUGGCAGUGCUCAACGACCUCUACAGUUUUUUGCAAACACAAUUGGAGGUGAAGCACUCCAACAAGCUUGAAUGGAUCGUGAUCGUCCUGAUCGUUAUUGAAAUUCUCCUGGACUUGUUCCACAUGUCGCCCUUCUACACGCAGCGCUCCGUGGCUGUUUGCGCUCUGCUUUUGGUCGCUGGCGGCACCACUGCCUUUGCCAAGGAGUUCAAGCCACCCAAGCUUUGGCUGCGGCGUGGUGGCAAAAGGUUGUGGAGGGUGGCGCUCAUGACUCUGCUGGUGCUGGUUGCCUGGCGGGCGCCGCGCGCUGGGCCGCUGCUCUUCGCAGGCGGAGCAGGAGUGGUCCGAUCACGACCAGGACAGCUGUUGCGUUCUGCGCCAGCUUCACGACAUCUGAGGCAGAGCCGGAAGGCAAGACCGAUGCAGCAAAUCUGGCAGAUCUUGCCACUGAGAGAGCGGUGCUGGCUCCUGGCGGGUGUUUGUGCUUUGCUGGGCGCAUCAUCGCUGCAGCUUCUGGCGCCUCCGCUACUCUCACGCGCUCUCAUGGCCGCUGAGAAGGGGACGAAAGUGGCCCAGGUGCAUCUCCUGGCCUUAGUCGUCUUCGCCAGCCUGGACGACGUGCUGAACUUCCUACUGCGCUCGGGAGCCGUGACCCUCUUUGGCUACUUGGCCAUGCUACGGUGCUGUUGGCAGCUGACGCUGGUGACCACGUUGGUGAUCGCGCUGCUUUUACUGGCGACGCGCUGCUACGCCGAGGUGCGACGGGCAACUACUGCAGAGACACAGGAUGCUGUGGCAGAGCUCAGCCGCGUGGCGGAGGAGUCCUUGAGCGGCAUCAGCACCGUCCGUGCACUGGGCGCGGAGGAGACUCAUGGACGGCUGUUUCACGAGCAGAAUCUUCGCAUCCUGGAGGUUCAGAAACGGAAUAGCUAUGCUCUUGGUGCAUUUUGCUUCGGCAAUGCUUCCCUCAGCGGUUUGUGCCGAGCCUUGGGCUUAGCUUGUGGUGGCUCCUGGGCCUUGAGUCAGAAGAUCUCCGCGGAGCUCCUCACGCAGUUCCUCUUCUACUUGGACAUGGUCCUACGAGGCGCCAUGGACCUCGGAGAGGACUGGCCGGCGACCAUGGAAGCUGUUGGCGCAGGGUCCACUGUUUUGGAGACCUUGGCACAUAGCGAAGCGGACGGUGAGUCCGACGUGGAGAAGGGGCGAUUCCGUGCCCUUGCGCACUUCACGGGAGAGGUGACCUUUGACCGGGUGACCUUUGCGUAUCCCAUGCGACCAUCCAGGCAGGUCCUUCAGGAUGUCACCAUCCACUGCCGGUCAGGUGAGAUGACCGCCUUGGUGGGGACCAGUGGCUCGGGCAAGAGUUCGCUGAUCAACUUGAUUCAGGGCUUCUACAGCGUGCAGAAGGGCGAGGUUCUGGUGGAUGGAGUCCCCUUGGAAGACUUGGAUCCUGCUUGGUUCAGGGACCAGCUGGGCAUCGUUGGCCAGGAACCCCACUUCUUCCGUGGCACUGUGGGGCAGAACAUCGCCUGGGGCACCGAGGCCACCAAGGAGGAGGUCAUUGAGGCAGCGAAGAUCUCCCAAGCGCACGACUUCAUCCAGCGGCUGCCUGGGGGCUAUGAGACCCAGAUUGGUGAUGGGAAGCUACUGAGUGGAGGACAACGUCAGCGCUUGGCGAUUGCCCGGGCCAUUUUGCGCGACCCACCGAUUUUGGUCCUCGAUGAGCCCACUAGCGCUUUGGAUCCAUCCACCAGCAGGUUGGUCUCCCUGGCCCUGAGGGAGGCUCAGUGGUCCCGAAAACGCCGCCAGCGCCGCACUUUACUGGUCAUUGCGCAUCGGUUGUCGACCGUGAAGGAUGCUGAACAGAUUGUGGUCCUGGAUAAGGGCCGUGUGGUUGAACGAGGCACCCAUGAGGAGCUGAUGGCACGCGAGGGACCCUUUUGGCGCAUGGUCACGGAGCUCUCUUGAUGCGGAGAGGGGAUCAACUUCCGGCCAAAGAUGCCGAGAGUGCGCUAUCGAAGAAGCUGCUCUGAAGAA
Molecule: messenger RNA, 2606 nt
Organism: Durusdinium trenchii
Lineage: Eukaryota; Dinophyceae; Suessiales; Symbiodiniaceae
Source: the annotation of a GenBank genome assembly